Ogataea philodendri is the source of this 351-nucleotide messenger RNA. RefSeq lists its product as uncharacterized. The record is from RefSeq and is a predicted model, not a curated record. Lineage: Eukaryota; Fungi; Ascomycota; Pichiomycetes; Pichiales; Pichiaceae. The coding region runs from base 1 to 351 and encodes 116 amino acids. The transcript has a single exon.
AUGUUUCCAACAGCUCUCAAGGCCGGGGUCUGGACCAGAGUGCUGUCGUGUCCCAAGAGUUCCACAAGCCGUUUAGGGAUUCUAGCAUCGACCACAGCUUGGAUAGCCUCAGUUGGACCAUCACUCAAGUAUGAAAUUGCCCAGCACGCGUCAAUCAGAGUUUCCACGUCCACAGAAAAAAUUAGUUUAGCCAGCGUUGGCAAAGCACCCUUGACAAUCUGCCAGUCUGGUUGUGGGUUCUUUCCACGACACAAGUUGGACAAAGUCCAUGUAGCUGUACGGAUGAGCGACAUCUUGGAUGACUGGAACAGAGAGAGAACCGGAUCCAUGGCAUUGCAAGAAAGAACGUAG